This is a messenger RNA of Rodentolepis nana, 810 nucleotides long. Lineage: Eukaryota; Metazoa; Platyhelminthes; Cestoda; Cyclophyllidea; Hymenolepididae. The record is from the annotation of a GenBank genome assembly.
AUGUGCUUUAGAGUGCAUGGAUUUGAAAACGAUGUCUGGGCUAAGAUCGAAAAUGGUGAAUAUCUCAAGUCUCAAGUCCUAAUUGCCGAUGGCCGAUCUUUCGGCAAACCAGAAAAUGAGACCAUCCUUGAGGUUGAAAGGUUGCCUUUCAUCAAUCCUUUUCAAAAGUCCACAGAAGACGAACGGUUGAAGCCUGACCCUCUCACAUCACUUUCAAAGCUCAAGAGUCAACUGCAAGAAGAAGCGCCAUCUGGUUUAAUAAAUCAGAAGAGAUUCUUUGAGCUUCUUUCGGAGUGUGAGGCCAGUGAGGCAUUGGAGGGAGCAAGAAGAUUUACGAUCCCUUAUACUGAUGCCUUCAAAACAACCGGACAAAGUGAAACCUCUUUCGUAGACUGGAAGAGAUAUUUUGAAUUGCAAUGCAUGAAGUACUUGAAUAUGUCAGGAGACCAGUUGUGGGUGAGGAUGUGUUCACUGAGGAAAUUGGUUUCAAUAUUGAAUAAGGGAGCUCUCAUAGGUGUCUGGCUGCAAUCGGAGGUAGUUAGGAAAUGCAUGUUUGGAGACACGAUUAGUGGAGUUGCUGACCUGUUUCUAAGUCUGUAUGAACUUGAGGCCGUUGAUGGAACUCGGAACAUUAACCUGAAGGAGCUCAUCAUUUUCAUAGCGACUUUCAUAGCCAAAUCACCAAUAGAAGGUCUGAUUAGAAGUAUCAAUGCUCUUUUACCGCCGACGUGUGAACUUCUGGAUGAGCAGAGUUAUCAAGAUUUGGUCGAGCAAGUUUUGAAAUCACAGAUUUUUCAACUAUUCCUUUAA